AUGGUACGGAGUCGCGGUCUUGGCCACGACAAGGAGUUUGGCGACGUCGAAUUGAAGCCAAAAUUCUGCCAGCUUUUCAAAGCAAGCCGAAAUGGAAUAGAACGUUUGGAAAUAAGUGACAGUGAAUUAGACAAAAACACAAGAAUUGUUACACUAGAGAACUGCGUUAAGAUUGUUCUUGAGCAAGCUCCUUCAAAUAUCAUCAAUGUUGUUACUAAAACAGGACAAAUUCAGUUAGGUUCGUCCAGUGACGUAACUGCAAAGCAAUGGAAGAUUGCAUUGCAAUCUGUUGCUUUCAAAGAGAAAAUUUCACAAACUUGCAUUUUGAAUGAAAAUUCAAGUAUUGAAGAAGACAAUGAUUUGUAUUGCUCAUCGUAUAGCGAUAUAUUCACAGCAACCUUAAUCCCAACAGACGCCUCGUUGAAAUGUGGUCUUGAAUGUAGAAUGUAUACGCUGAUGCUUACUAAUACAGAGAUUCAAUUGAAAUGUUAUGAUAAUGAAGCUGUGGUCGUUGCUAGUUGGCCAUACAGGUUCAUUAGGAAGUAUGGAUAUCGCGAGGGAAAAUUUACUUUCGAAGCUGGACGAAAGUGUGACACUGGCGAAGGCACUUUUAAGCUGGACAAUGUUAAUCCGCAGGAAAUAUUUCGAUGUAUGUCAACCAAAAUGAAAUCGAUGAAAAAAAAUAUGACCAGUGAAAGUUUCAACACCAGCAGCACCCAUAACAUUCCAAGUCAGUUUAGUGCUGCAUUUUCUAUGGAGCCUGGUUCUAGAAGCCCUCUACCUCCAACUACUCAGGCACAAUUUAUUGAUCUUGAAACCCCAUUCCGUAGUAUGGUUGCCUCCCUUGACAUACCCUACCCUCCAAAUAAACCACCGCGAAAAACAACUGUUCAGCAGCACAACUUUUCUAAAAUUCCGGAGAGCCGAAAUAAUAUUUCUGCAUGCAAUGUCUCAUCUGUCUUCAUUCAAAGUAAUCAUAGCAACCAGGAGUUAUCUGUUAAUACUAAUAGUAAUUCUGUGCCAUUGUCCCCGAAAAAUGAUCGGGAGUACGAAAGUGUUGAAGACAUAACUGAUGCUUGGAAAAAACUUGGUAUUGACGAUGUUAAGCAUACUGAGAGUUCCCUUACCAUGCCGGAAAGUAGUAGUAGUGCAACGCAUAGUGAUAGCAGCUACGAUAAACUGGAUUUUUUCAGAACCAGUCAUAAAGCAAGUUCCGGAUAUAAAACAAUUGUGCCAAUAAAACAGAAAGGUUCUAUCACACAAGGUAGUUUAUCGGACGAUUAUGAAAUAGUUGGAGAUCCACCCACUUCUUCCACACUAUUUGCUUGUAACAGCAAUGUUGUUGACGUGUUCGAUAACUGUGGUAAUCAAAUGACAAUUACAUCUCCAGAUACUUUAGUAUGUAGGGUGGCGGAUGAUAGUUAUCAAGGAUAUGGUAUGAUACGCAAAUCAAACACAAAUAAUCAAACAUCAACUGCCUCUUACCCAACAAACUGUGUUAAUAUUGUUCGGAAUGAUGAAGAUAAUAAUAUUUCUAAGCAUGAAUAUGCAACUGUUAGCAAACCCAAGCAUGUGUAAUUUUUUGGGCAAUUAAAGAUGAAAUUUUACAUUUUUUGAA
Culex quinquefasciatus (southern house mosquito) is the source of this 1618-nucleotide messenger RNA. RefSeq lists its product as uncharacterized. Bases 1 to 1578 code for a protein of 525 amino acids. Gene Ontology annotation, cellular component: cytoplasm. Gene Ontology annotation, biological process: cell surface receptor protein tyrosine kinase signaling pathway; positive regulation of MAPK cascade. The record is from RefSeq and is a predicted model, not a curated record. Lineage: Eukaryota; Metazoa; Arthropoda; Insecta; Diptera; Culicidae. The transcript is spliced from 3 exons.